AUGAUGUUAGCUUAUUCAACUGAACCAAGCAUCUAUCUACGUUUGCCAACAAAUGUCAAUCUGAUUGUGGAAAUUCGUGAUACAUUCAGUUGUAUAUUAUCGUCCAAUACUUCUCGCCGACAGGUAGUAUUACGAUCUUGUUGGGCAGUUAAUUCUAUCGAUCUCACUUUUGCACAGCGAAAAUCUGGAUCAAGUUUGUUACUUCUCGAAUUGAAUAGAUGGACGAUGUCACAGAUAAUUCAACCAUUGGCUUCACUUGGACAAAUUUAUCCCCUCGAUUUCAAGGUCUCCUAUUUGUUAAUUUAUUACUUUGAUCACAGACUACAAUUAAAUUCAAUGCAGAACUGA
Messenger RNA from Adineta ricciae, 348 nucleotides. NCBI's taxonomy places the organism in Eukaryota, Metazoa, Rotifera, Eurotatoria, Adinetida, Adinetidae. The record is from the annotation of a GenBank genome assembly.